CGGCUGGCGGGCGGCGCCGGCGGUGCCCCGGGAGCGCUCGCACACGCGCUCACACACACACAAACACACAGCCUCGUACACACUCACACACGCUCCGGCGCGCACACGCGGCGCGCAGGCCAGAGGGAGGAGGCUCGGCUCUGCGCGGCUAGGCGGCGGCAGCAGCGUGCUCCGCGGGCGGGCGGGAGGGCUGGCGGGCGGCCCCCGCUCCCCGGCUCGGCGGCUCUGUGCAGCCCGCGCGGCCCCCGCCCUCGGACCCGCCCCCGGGGGUCGCCCGGCUCCAUGCCCUGCAGUGGCGGCGGAGCAGCGCGCGGCCGCGGGCGGCUCUGAGGAGCCCGGAGGGAACCGGCCAGGAGGGGACCAUGUACCGGGACCCGGAGGCGGCCAGCCCAGGGGCGCCCACCCGCGAUGUCCUGCUGGUCUCUGCCAUCAUCACCGUCAGCCUUAGCGUCACUGUCGUCCUCUGCGGCCUCUGCCACUGGUGUCAGCGCAAACUGGGCAAACGCUACAAGAAUUCCUUGGAGACGGUGGGCACGCCAGACUCGGGGCGUGGGCGCAGUGAGAAGAAGGCCAUCAAUGAUCUAGACAGAGACUUUUGGAAUAACAAUGAGAGCACAGUGCAGCAGAAAUGGAGCUCCUACCCUCCCAAGGAGUUUAUUCUAAACAUAUCACCCUACGCCCCUUAUGGCGACCCACGACUGUCCCUCAAUGGCACCCUCCUGUCGGGCGCCAAAGUGGCCGCCGCGGCGGGGCUGGCGGUGGAGCGGGAAGGCCGGCUGGGGGAGAAGCCGGCAUCGGUGCCGCCACCCGGAGAGGACGCCUUGAGAAGCGGCGAGGCUGCCCCCAGCGAGCCGGGCAGCAGUGGCAAGGCGGGGAGAGGCCGCUGGCGGACAGUGCAGAGCCACCUGGCCGCAGGGAAGCUCAACUUGUCCAAUUUCGAGGACUCCACCCUGUCCACGGCCACUACCCUUGAGUCUAUCCCCAGCUCCACGGGAGAGCCGAAAUGCCAGCGACCCCGCACCCUGAUGCGGCAGCAGAGCCUGCAGCAGCCGCUGAGCCAGCACCAGCGGGGCCGGCAGCCCAGCCAGCCCACCACCAGCCAGAGCCUGGGCCAGCUGCAGGCCCACAUGGGCUCGGCGCCGGGCUCCAACCCCCGGACCUAUGGUCGGGGCCAGGCUCGGCAGGGCACCUCGGCCGGCUCCAAGUACCGGGCGGCCGGGGGCCGCAGCCGCUCCAACCCGGGCAGCUGGGACCACGUGGUGGGGCAGAUUCGAAACCGAGGCUUGGACAUGAAAUCCUUCCUGGAAGGCCGGAUGGUGGUGCUAUCCUUGGUCUUAGGGCUUUCGGAACAGGAUGACUUUGCCAAUAUCCCUGACCUGCAAAACCCAGGAACCCAGCAGAACCAGAGCGCUCAGGGGGACAAGAGGUUACCGGCAGGAGGGAAGCCAGUGAGUACAGCCCCGGUUCCAGGCCAGACGCCCCAUGAUGAGUCUGACCGCCGGACUGAAGCACACUCCUCUGUCUCGGACCUCGUCAACUCCCUCACCAGCGAGAUGCUCAUGUUAUCUCCAGGCUCCGAGGAGGACGAGGCCCACGAGGGCUGCAGCCGAGAGAACCUGGGCCGGAUCCAGUUCAGCGUCGGCUACAACUUCCAGGAGUCCACUCUCACCGUGAAGAUCAUGAAGGCCCAGGAGCUGCCAGCCAAGGACUUCAGCGGCACCAGCGACCCCUUUGUCAAGAUCUACCUGCUGCCAGAUAAGAAGCACAAGCUGGAGACGAAGGUGAAGCGGAAGAACCUGAACCCCCACUGGAAUGAGACCUUCCUAUUUGAAGGUUUUCCCUACGAGAAGGUGGUACAGAGAGUCCUCUACCUCCAAGUCCUGGACUAUGACCGCUUUAGCCGCAACGACCCCAUCGGGGAGGUGUCCAUCCCCCUCAACAAGGUGGACCUCACCCAGAUGCAGACCUUCUGGAAGGAUCUGAAGCCAUGCAGCGAUGGGAGUGGUAGCCGAGGGGAGCUGCUCUUGUCUCUCUGCUACAACCCCUCUGCCAACUCCAUCAUCGUGAACAUCAUCAAAGCCCGGAACCUCAAAGCCAUGGACAUCGGGGGCACAUCAGACCCCUAUGUGAAGGUGUGGCUGAUGUAUAAGGACAAGCGGGUGGAGAAAAAGAAGACAGUGACAAUGAAGAGGAACCUGAACCCCAUCUUCAAUGAGUCCUUUGCCUUUGACAUCCCCACGGAGAAGCUGAGGGAGACGACCAUCAUCAUCACCGUUAUGGAUAAGGACAAGCUCAGCCGCAAUGACGUCAUUGGCAAGAUCUAUCUGUCCUGGAAGAGUGGACCAGGGGAGGUGAAACACUGGAAGGACAUGAUUGCCCGUCCCCGGCAGCCUGUGGCCCAGUGGCACCAGCUGAAGGCCUGAGUGGGGCCAAGGGAGGCCCAGGGGGCCAAGGACCCGGAUCCCCAUCAUGCCCUCAACACUUUAUGCACAACGCCCAGCCUGGCGCCCCUGCCAUGGGUGAGGGGAGGACCCUGUGGGCUCAGCCAGGGAGGGGUUUCAGGACUUUACUGUGCCCCAUUUCUAGGAAGUACCAGCCCCACCCCCCACUGGUCCAGCUUGGGGGAGAGGAUCUGGGAGCCAUUUUCCUGCUUUCCCCAUUCCUUCCUGACUUGCUGAUACUAAAGAAGUGGGGGAGAGCCUAAGAGCCAGAUGGGCAGACAGGCACAUCCCUCCAGAGGCCCGCCAGGUGGGCAUGGCCCCCCAUUUUCUUUAAGGCAGUGCCUGGAGUGGAGAGAGGCCACUCCCUCCCCAGCCCCUGAUGUGGGCCCAGGGGAGGGGAAUCCGAGGCGUUUGGCCCCGGCCUGGCCAGCAGAGGCCCGUCCCCAGGGCAGUUUCAGGUGCCGGCUGGGCCCUGAAUGCCAAUGAUAGUAUAUAGCCUGCUCCGGGGUCCUGGAGCCGUGGUCCUGUGUACUUGUGUUGUGUCCACUGUGUGUGUGUGCAUGGAGGGGGGCACUUGCUCCCUGUCCCCCUGGGGCUGGCAGUGCUGAAGACCAUGCAGAGAAGUUAGGUUUUGUGAAGGCAAGGUGGGGAUGGAGGCCAGGGGGUGGGAGAGGAGAGGCCAGUAGGGUUGAGUGAGGGUGGGGGGCAGAUCCAAGAGCUGAGCUGAGAAUUGGGAGCCUCCUGCCACACACCCCCCUUUGCCUCCCUCAGCUCACAUCCUUCAGCAGCUCUUUGCUCAGCAAUUUCAUGUCUUGAAUGUCAGUUCACACCUUUAAAGCACCUACUGUGUGCGCAGCAUUUUACCAGGACUUAGCCACUCCUUUCCUUCUCAGGGGUCCCAAGCCCCCACUGGCUCUUCCCUAACACCUUCAUCCACACACACCCCUUCCCACAUCUCUCAUCCGAGCCAAGUUGGCCAUUCUUUCCAUGCUUCCCAGCUUCCUUGCCCUUCUUCUCCCUGCCUGUGCAGGCCCCCACCCCUUCCCUCUCCACCCUUCCACCACUGCUGCCUGUGAACAUUCCCUUUCAUUCCCUAUCUGUGGUCUCUGAUGUCCCAUAGCCUGAUCUUCUCCAGGACUGUCUUCUAACCCUUCCCCACUCCUCAGUCCCCAGAGCAGCUCCAUCUGCCCCUGCCACCCCACGUACAGUGCAGGGCGUGAGGCCUGGGAAGACUAGGACUGUUGUGGGUUCUGAGCUUGUCUGUCCCACACAAAGUGGUUUCUCUGCCUUCACCACUGCUGAGAACUGGAUUCCCCUUGGAGAAGCAUAUUUCAGGGUGAUCCCUCCUUAAACACUAUCAUCCCUACACUGGCCCCGAUAAUGAUACAAGACCCAGCUGGUGACAGAGCUUCAAAUCCUGGGAGUCCCCGAGCCUAGGCCUGACAUUCCCGGCACACACCGCCAGGUGGCGCCGGGACACCACAGUCUUGACCACAUUUCUACCUGGGGAGGGCCUGACAUCCCAAGGAAAGACUGGGGUCUCUGGACAGGGCGCUCUGCGAAAACAUAGACGCUUGGAAACCAUUCUUCUUCAGUAGGCUUCCCCUUGAGCUGUGCAUUCUAUCCUGUGUGGUAGACAGGUUGCCUUUUGCCCAUAACAAAAUUUUUGUAAAUUUAGUCUUCCCCUACCUCGCCCUCACCCCAUGACCUUCCCCUGGGAUCUAGAGGAAUAUCAUACAUAGUAGGUGAAUCGUUUUGUAGAGUGAAGAAUGCUGUAAAGCAAAUAGGCAUCCACAUUUCUUGUAAAUCCAAAUGUUUCUAUAUUGUAGCUUUGCUUGAAAUGGGGUCUGCCCCAACUGCACCCUCCUCGGCGGGAAGGCAGGCAGGGAGGGCUGUGACCCAGAGGCUGUGUCGAAGUAGGAGAGGGAGCUGUCCAAGUCCUGAGAAGAGGGGAUCUGUCAUUUUCCACCCCUCCCUUCAAUCCACCUCAAUUGCCGGUGGUGCCACCCCGACCCGGCUGGGGGCCCCCUAGCUUGCUGGGGGCUCUGGGAGAUCCAACCACUAGUGGGCUGUGGGCGGGGCAAUAGCAGUCCCUUUUCCAAACCACGCCCAUGGAGCUCUUAAUCAAUCACGUGCAAAGAGCAUCUCCGGGCAAAGUUUGUUCCCAUCUGACUCCACCCAGGCACACUGAUGACCCUGCCUGGGGUUCCCCGACCCCUUCCGCUCAGCUGGAGCUCUGGGACAUUGGGGAAGGGCAGCAAGUGGUGGGCGGUGGGCAAGGUGAGCUGGCAAGGGAAGACGAUGGGUGGUAGGGGGUGGGGGCAGGGGCGGUCUAGGGCAUAGAAGAGCAGGAAACGGGGGAACUUGAGGGUGGAGGGAGGGCACCAGAGUCCUGCCACCAUCCCAGGACCUUGGGCAAGUCACCCACACUACCUGGGCCUCAGUUUCCCCAUCUGUAAAAUGAUGGUAAUAAUACUUCACCUACCUCAUAGGGGAGGUUGUGAGGCCACCAUCAACUGACUUGGGGGUUGCAGCAGGAGAACUCUGAAGGUGCUACCCGGGAGCAAAGUAUUAUUACCAAAACUUGAGAGCAAGGCCCACCUGCCCUUCUCCCCUAAAGCCUCCAGAGAUAGCGGAAGCCAGCCCAGGCCCAUCUGUCUCUUCACUGUGUCCCAGGCGCCUCCGUGAGCAUCACCUGCCGUCUCUGUGGGUGCCCUAGAGUUAGUUGUUACCUUGUUCAGGUGUCCUUUCUUGUGACCAUCUCCUCACGUGACUGCUGUACAAAUUCCACCUGCCCCAGGACCCCCACACCUGCCCAUUGGCACCAGAGGCCAGGGGAGGGACAAAGGAAAACAGCCACAAAAAAACCCAAGGGGGCCCCUAAGGCCCCCAGGGAUGGGGAUUGGUGGCCACUGUUUGUAUUGUGUUUGAGUCCUUGAUCGAAAAUGUUUUAUAAAAAAUUAAACAAAAACGCACUGUCACAAAAAAAUUUUUUUGCAGCAAAGAGAAAUGAAGAAAAACUGAAGAAAAAAAGGGAAAAAGAACCAUACAAAAAUUUUCCACCACACGCACCCUCUAAGCCAGCAAGAUUUCCUCUUUGCAAAAUCAUAUUUUUGUGGGAAUGGGCCCUGCUUUUUGUGGCAAGGCCUGUUCUGAUUAAUAAAGGAUC
Molecule: messenger RNA, 5610 nt
Organism: Nycticebus coucang (slow loris)
Lineage: Eukaryota; Metazoa; Chordata; Mammalia; Primates; Lorisidae
Gene: SYT7
Product: synaptotagmin 7
Exons: 13
Coding region: 363-2423 (686 amino acids)
Biological process (GO): cellular response to calcium ion; regulation of dopamine secretion; regulation of calcium ion-dependent exocytosis
Cellular component (GO): synaptic vesicle; axon; synapse
Molecular function (GO): calcium ion binding; calcium-dependent phospholipid binding; clathrin binding
Source: RefSeq, a predicted model, not a curated record